GAUUAUUUCCUUAUUUAUGGAGUUAUCUCGCGGGCUUUUUCUUACAUUAUUUAACUUUUGGUAAUAAUUACAUUUAGAUAUUAGAGCGAUAGUUUAACAAGUUAAACUCUAUAAUAACGUCAAAUAUUGCUAACUUGUUACGUACUGUUAAAUUGUUUUUCAUUAUUAUUGAAAUUUCUUUUUUAAUUAUUUCCUGCAAUACUUCAAAAAAAUUAGUUAUGGCGACUUCUGUAGCUACGAAUCCUUCUACCUUACUUCCUCUAGAACUUGUAGAUAAAUGCAUUGGUUCUCGAAUACACAUUGUAAUGAAAAAUGACAAGGAAAUUGUAGGAACAUUAUUAGGAUUUGAUGAUUUUGUUAAUAUGCUUUUAGAAGAUGUAACCGAGUAUGAGUCAACACCAGAAGGCCGACGUGUUACAAAGUUGGAUCAAAUAUUAUUGAACGGAAAUAAUAUUACUAUGUUGGUUCCUGGAGGAGAAAUGCCUGGUGAAUAAUUCAAAUCAUUUAAAUGACACUUAUCAUUUUUUGUAUAAUAUAACUACUAUUACUUCAUUUAAACUUAAAUAUUUGGUAAAUAUAAGUUUCAAUUUAUUAGAAA
Daktulosphaira vitifoliae (grape phylloxera) is the source of this 598-nucleotide messenger RNA. RefSeq names its product U6 snRNA-associated Sm-like protein LSm5. Gene Ontology annotation, molecular function: RNA binding. The transcript has 3 exons. The record is from RefSeq and is a predicted model, not a curated record. Gene Ontology annotation, cellular component: Lsm1-7-Pat1 complex; U6 snRNP; U4/U6 x U5 tri-snRNP complex. Bases 219 to 494 code for a protein of 91 amino acids. Lineage: Eukaryota; Metazoa; Arthropoda; Insecta; Hemiptera; Phylloxeridae. Gene Ontology annotation, biological process: mRNA splicing, via spliceosome.